GACCCCCUUUCUCUAGGGAUCCGGAGCGUCUGCGACCGCCUCUGGCCGGAGGUGACACUCCCGUCCCUGUGCGCACCUGUUCCGUGCGCCCUUGUGCGGUGCGCACCUGUUCGGUGCGCCCUUGUCCCGAGCGCCCCAGCUCCUUGCGCUCCCGCCGGGGGUGCGCCCUGCAGGGGGCGCGGCGAGGGGGCCGCGAGGGACCCUCCCCAACUCCACCCCUUCGGCCUCCUCCCCUUUCCCAGCCGCGGGCAGCUCCGGGUCUAUAAAGAGAGGCGUCCGAGACGCGCAGGGAGAUUUGGACGCUCCGGCCUGGGAGGUGCGUCAGAUCCGAGCUCGCCAUCCAGUUUCCUCUCCACUAGUCCCCCCAGUUGGAGAUCUGGGACCAACAAGGCACCAUGGCGCAGAAGGGCCAACUCAGUGACGAUGAGAAGUUCCUCUUUGUGGACAAAAACUUCAUCAACAGCCCAGUGGCCCAGGCUGACUGGGCCGCCAAGAGGCUCGUCUGGGUCCCCUCGGAGAAGCAGGGCUUCGAGGCAGCCAGCAUUAAGGAGGAGAAGGGGGAUGAGGUGGUUGUGGAGCUGGUGGAGAACGGCAAGAAGGUCACGGUUGGGAAAGAUGACAUCCAGAAGAUGAACCCACCCAAGUUCUCCAAGGUGGAGGACAUGGCGGAGCUGACGUGCCUCAACGAAGCCUCCGUGCUACACAACCUGAGGGAGCGGUACUUCUCAGGGCUAAUAUAUACGUACUCUGGCCUCUUCUGCGUGGUGGUCAACCCCUAUAAACACCUGCCCAUCUACUCGGAGAAGAUCGUCGACAUGUACAAGGGCAAGAAGAGGCACGAGAUGCCGCCUCACAUCUACGCCAUCGCAGACACGGCCUACCGGAGCAUGCUUCAAGAUCGGGAGGACCAGUCCAUUCUAUGCACAGGCGAGUCUGGAGCCGGGAAAACCGAAAACACCAAGAAGGUCAUUCAGUACCUGGCCGUGGUGGCCUCCUCCCACAAGGGCAAGAAAGACACAAGUAUCACGCAAGGCCCAUCUUUUGCCUACGGAGAGCUGGAAAAGCAGCUUCUACAAGCAAACCCGAUUCUGGAGGCUUUCGGCAACGCCAAAACAGUGAAGAACGACAACUCCUCACGAUUCGGCAAAUUCAUCCGCAUCAACUUCGAUGUCACGGGUUACAUCGUGGGAGCCAACAUUGAGACCUAUCUGCUAGAAAAAUCACGGGCAAUUCGCCAAGCCAGAGACGAGAGGACAUUCCACAUCUUUUACUACAUGAUUGCUGGAGCCAAGGAGAAGAUGAGAAGUGACUUGCUUUUGGAGGGCUUCAACAACUACACCUUCCUCUCCAAUGGCUUUGUGCCCAUCCCAGCAGCGCAGGAUGAUGAGAUGUUCCAGGAAACCGUGGAGGCCAUGGCGAUCAUGGGUUUCAGCGAGGAGGAGCAGCUAUCCAUAUUGAAGGUGGUAUCAUCGGUCCUGCAGCUUGGAAAUAUCGUCUUCAAGAAGGAAAGAAACACAGACCAGGCGUCCAUGCCAGAUAACACAGCUGCUCAGAAAGUUUGCCACCUCAUGGGAAUUAAUGUGACAGAUUUCACCAGAUCCAUCCUCACUCCUCGUAUCAAGGUUGGGCGAGAUGUGGUACAGAAAGCUCAGACAAAAGAACAGGCUGACUUUGCUGUAGAGGCUUUGGCCAAGGCAACAUAUGAGCGCCUUUUCCGCUGGAUACUCACCCGCGUGAACAAAGCCCUGGACAAGACCCAUCGGCAAGGGGCUUCCUUCCUGGGGAUCCUGGAUAUAGCUGGAUUUGAGAUCUUUGAGGUGAACUCCUUCGAGCAGCUGUGCAUCAACUACACCAACGAGAAGCUGCAGCAGCUCUUCAACCACACCAUGUUCAUCCUGGAGCAGGAGGAGUACCAGCGCGAGGGCAUCGAGUGGAACUUCAUCGACUUUGGGCUGGACCUACAGCCCUGCAUCGAGCUCAUCGAGCGACCGAACAACCCUCCAGGUGUGCUGGCCCUGCUGGACGAGGAAUGCUGGUUCCCCAAAGCCACGGACAAGUCUUUCGUGGAGAAGCUGUGCACGGAGCAGGGCAGCCACCCCAAGUUCCAGAAGCCCAAGCAGCUCAAGGACAAGACUGAGUUCUCCAUCAUCCAUUAUGCCGGGAAGGUGGACUACAAUGCAAGUGCCUGGCUGACCAAGAAUAUGGACCCGCUGAAUGACAACGUGACUUCCCUGCUCAAUGCCUCCUCCGACAAGUUUGUGGCCGACCUGUGGAAGGACGUGGACCGCAUCGUGGGCCUGGACCAGAUGGCCAAGAUGACGGAGAGCUCGCUGCCCAGCGCCUCCAAGACCAAGAAGGGCAUGUUCCGCACAGUGGGGCAGCUGUACAAGGAGCAGCUGGGCAAGCUGAUGACCACGCUGCGCAACACCACGCCCAACUUCGUGCGCUGCAUCAUCCCCAACCACGAGAAGAGGUCUGGCAAGCUGGAUGCGUUCCUGGUGCUGGAGCAGCUGCGGUGCAAUGGGGUGCUGGAAGGCAUUCGCAUCUGCCGGCAGGGCUUCCCCAACCGGAUCGUCUUCCAGGAGUUCCGCCAACGCUACGAGAUCCUGGCGGCGAAUGCCAUCCCCAAAGGCUUCAUGGACGGGAAGCAGGCCUGCAUUCUCAUGAUCAAAGCCCUGGAACUUGACCCCAACUUAUACAGGAUAGGGCAGAGCAAAAUCUUCUUCCGAACUGGGGUCCUGGCCCACCUAGAGGAGGAGCGAGAUUUGAAGAUCACUGAUGUCAUCAUGGCCUUCCAGGCGAUGUGUCGUGGCUACUUGGCCAGAAAGGCUUUUGCCAAGAGGCAGCAGCAGCUGACCGCCAUGAAGGUGAUUCAGAGGAACUGCGCCGCCUACCUCAAGCUGCGGAACUGGCAGUGGUGGAGGCUUUUCACCAAAGUGAAGCCACUGCUGCAGGUGACACGGCAGGAGGAGGAGAUGCAGGCCAAGGAGGAUGAACUGCAGAAGACCAAAGAGCGGCAGCAGAAGGCAGAGAAUGAGCUUAAGGAGCUGGAGCAGAAGCACUCGCAGCUGACCGAGGAGAAGAACCUGCUACAGGAACAGCUGCAGGCAGAGACAGAGCUGUAUGCAGAGGCUGAGGAGAUGCGGGUGCGGCUGGCGGCCAAGAAGCAGGAGCUGGAGGAGAUACUGCAUGAGAUGGAGGCCCGCCUGGAGGAGGAGGAAGACAGGGGCCAGCAGCUACAGGCUGAAAGGAAGAAGAUGGCCCAACAGAUGCUGGACCUUGAAGAACAGCUGGAGGAGGAGGAAGCUGCCAGGCAGAAGCUGCAACUUGAGAAGGUCACGGCUGAGGCCAAGAUCAAGAAACUGGAGGAUGAGAUCCUGGUCAUGGAUGAUCAGAACAAUAAACUGUCAAAAGAACGAAAACUCCUUGAGGAGAGGAUUAGUGACUUAACGACAAAUCUUGCAGAAGAGGAAGAAAAGGCCAAGAAUCUUACCAAGCUGAAAAACAAGCAUGAAUCUAUGAUUUCAGAACUGGAAGUGCGGCUAAAGAAGGAAGAGAAGAGCCGGCAGGAGCUGGAGAAGCUGAAACGGAAGCUGGAGGGUGAUGCCAGCGACUUCCACGAGCAGAUCGCUGACCUCCAGGCGCAGAUCGCAGAGCUCAAGAUGCAGCUGGCCAAGAAGGAGGAGGAGCUGCAGGCGGCCCUGGCCAGGCUUGACGAUGAAAUUGCUCAGAAGAACAAUGCCCUGAAGAAGAUCCGGGAGCUGGAGGGCCACAUCUCAGACCUCCAGGAGGACCUGGACUCAGAGCGGGCCGCCAGGAACAAGGCUGAAAAGCAGAAGCGAGACCUCGGCGAGGAGCUGGAGGCCCUAAAGACAGAGCUGGAAGACACGCUGGACAGCACAGCCACUCAGCAGGAGCUCAGGGCCAAGAGGGAGCAGGAGGUGACGGUGCUGAAGAAGGCCCUGGAUGAAGAGACGCGGUCCCAUGAGGCUCAGGUCCAGGAGAUGAGGCAGAAACACGCACAGGCGGUGGAGGAGCUCACAGAGCAGCUUGAGCAGUUCAAGAGGGCCAAGGCGAACCUAGACAAGAAUAAGCAGACGCUGGAGAAAGAGAACGCAGACCUGGCCGGGGAGCUGCGGGUCCUGGGCCAGGCCAAGCAGGAGGUGGAACAUAAGAAGAAGAAGCUGGAGGCUCAGGUGCAGGAGCUGCAGUCCAAGUGCAGCGAUGGGGAGCGGGCCCGGGCGGAGCUCAAUGACAAAGUCCACAAGCUGCAGAAUGAAGUUGAGAGCGUCACAGGGAUGCUUAACGAGGCCGAGGGGAAGGCCAUUAAGCUGGCCAAGGACGUGGCGUCCCUCAGUUCCCAGCUCCAGGACACCCAGGAGCUGCUUCAAGAAGAAACCCGGCAGAAGCUCAACGUGUCUACGAAGCUGCGCCAGCUGGAGGAGGAGCGGAACAGCCUGCAAGACCAGCUGGACGAGGAGAUGGAGGCCAAGCAGAACCUGGAGCGCCACAUCUCCACUCUCAACAUCCAGCUCUCCGACUCGAAGAAGAAGCUGCAGGACUUUGCCAGCACCGUGGAAGCUCUGGAAGAGGGGAAGAAGAGGUUCCAGAAGGAGAUCGAGAACCUCACCCAGCAGUACGAGGAGAAGGCGGCCGCUUACGAUAAACUGGAAAAGACCAAGAACAGGCUUCAGCAGGAGCUGGACGACCUGGUCGUCGAUUUGGACAACCAGCGGCAACUUGUGUCCAACCUGGAAAAGAAGCAGAGGAAAUUUGAUCAGUUGUUAGCCGAGGAGAAAAACAUCUCUUCCAAAUACGCGGAUGAGAGGGACAGAGCUGAGGCAGAAGCCAGGGAGAAGGAAACCAAGGCCCUGUCCCUGGCUCGGGCCCUUGAAGAGGCCUUGGAAGCCAAAGAGGAACUCGAGCGGACCAACAAAAUGCUCAAAGCCGAAAUGGAAGACCUGGUCAGCUCCAAGGAUGACGUGGGCAAGAACGUCCAUGAGCUGGAGAAGUCCAAGCGGGCCCUGGAGACCCAGAUGGAGGAGAUGAAGACGCAACUGGAAGAGCUGGAGGACGAGCUGCAAGCCACGGAGGACGCCAAACUGCGGCUGGAAGUCAACAUGCAGGCGCUCAAGGGCCAGUUCGAGAGGGAUCUCCAAGCCCGGGACGAGCAGAAUGAGGAGAAGAGAAGGCAACUGCAGAGACAGCUUCACGAGUAUGAGACGGAACUGGAAGACGAGCGAAAGCAACGUGCCCUGGCAGCUGCAGCGAAGAAGAAGCUGGAAGGGGACCUGAAAGACCUGGAGCUUCAGGCCGACUCUGCCAUCAAGGGGAGGGAGGAAGCCAUCAAGCAGCUACGCAAACUGCAGGCUCAGAUGAAGGACUUUCAAAGAGAGCUGGAAGACGCCCGUGCCUCCAGAGAUGAGAUCUUUGCCACAGCCAAAGAGAAUGAGAAGAAAGCCAAGAGCUUGGAAGCAGACCUCAUGCAGCUACAAGAGGACCUCGCCGCCGCUGAGAGGGCUCGCAAACAAGCGGACCUCGAGAAGGAGGAACUGGCAGAGGAGCUGGCCAGUAGCCUGUCGGGAAGGAACGCACUCCAGGACGAGAAGCGCCGCCUGGAGGCCCGGAUCGCCCAGCUGGAGGAGGAGCUGGAGGAGGAGCAGGGCAACAUGGAGGCCAUGAGCGACCGGGUCCGCAAAGCCACACAGCAGGCCGAGCAGCUCAGCAACGAGCUGGCCACAGAGCGCAGCACGGCCCAGAAGAAUGAGAGUGCCCGGCAGCAGCUCGAGCGGCAGAACAAGGAGCUCCGGAGCAAGCUCCACGAGAUGGAGGGGGCCGUCAAGUCCAAGUUCAAGUCCACCAUUGCGGCGCUGGAGGCCAAGAUUGCACAGCUGGAGGAGCAGGUCGAGCAGGAGGCCAGAGAGAAACAGGCGGCCACCAAGUCGCUGAAGCAGAAAGACAAGAAGCUGAAGGAAAUCUUGCUGCAGGUGGAGGACGAGCGCAAGAUGGCUGAGCAGUACAAGGAGCAGGCAGAGAAAGGCAAUGCCAGGGUCAAGCAGCUCAAGAGGCAGCUGGAGGAGGCAGAGGAGGAGUCCCAGCGCAUCAACGCCAACCGCAGGAAGCUGCAGCGGGAGCUGGAUGAGGCCACGGAGAGCAACGAGGCCAUGGGCCGCGAGGUGAACGCACUCAAGAGCAAGCUCAGAGGGCCCCCCCCACAGGAAACUUCGCAGUGAUGCACCAGGCGAGGAAACGAGACCUCUUUCGUUCCUUCUAGAAGGUCUGGAGGACGUAGAGUUAUUGAAAAUGCAGAUGGUUCUGAGGAGGAAACGGAUACUCGAGACGCAGACUUCAAUGGAACCAAGGCCAGUGAAUAAGCAACUUUCUACAGUUUUGCACCACGGCAAGAAAACCAAAAACCAAAACAAACAAACAAACAAACAAAAACAACCCAGAACAAAGCAAAACCCAGCAGACUGUACUUAGCAUUGUCUAAAUCCAUUCUCAAAUUCCAAAUAUCACAGACACCCCUCACACAAGGAAUAUAAAAACCACCACCCUCCAGCCUGGGCAACGUUAGUAAAACCUCAUCUAUACAAGAAUUUAAAAAUAAGCUGGGCGUGGUGGUACACACCUGUGGUCCCAGCUACUAGGGAGGCUGAGCCAGGAAGAACGCUCCAGCCCAGGACUUCGAGGCUGCAAUGAGCUAUAAUUGCAUCAUUGCACUCCAGCCUGGGCAACAGAGACCCUGUCUCAACCACCACCACCACCACCCCCACUACCCCUGUAUUCAAGGUAAAAAUUGAAGUUUGUAUGAUGUAAGAGAUGAGAAAAACCCAACAGGAAACACAGACACAUCCUCCAGUUCUAUCAAUGGAUUGUGCAGACACUGAGUUUUUAGAAAAACAUAUCCACGGUAACCGGUCCCUGGCAAUUCUGUUUACAUGAAAUGGGGAGAAAGUCACCGAAAUGGGUGCCGCCGGCCCCCACUCCCAAUUCAUUCCCUAACCUGCAAACCUUUCCAACUUCUCACGUCAGGCCUUUGAGAAUUCUUUCCCCCUCUCCUGGUUUCCACACCUCAGACACGCACAGUUCACCAAGUGCCUUCUGUAGUCACAUGAAUUGAAAAGGAGACGCUGCUCCCACGGAGGGGAGCAGGAAUGCUGCACUGUUUACACCCUGACUGUGCUUAAAAACACUUUCACUAAUAAACGGUUAUAAAUCACAA
This is a messenger RNA of Pan troglodytes (chimpanzee), 7225 nucleotides long. It is a transcript of the gene MYH11, whose product is annotated as myosin heavy chain 11. Gene Ontology annotation, cellular component: cytoplasm; myosin filament; myosin II complex. Gene Ontology annotation, biological process: actomyosin structure organization. Gene Ontology annotation, molecular function: actin filament binding; microfilament motor activity; ATP binding. Lineage: Eukaryota; Metazoa; Chordata; Mammalia; Primates; Hominidae. The transcript has 43 exons. The coding region runs from base 396 to 6233 and encodes 1945 amino acids. The record is from RefSeq and is a predicted model, not a curated record.